Molecule: messenger RNA, 3671 nt
Organism: Dendronephthya gigantea
Lineage: Eukaryota; Metazoa; Cnidaria; Anthozoa; Malacalcyonacea; Nephtheidae
Exons: 9
Coding region: 18-3671 (1217 amino acids)
Molecular function (GO): protein binding
Source: RefSeq, a predicted model, not a curated record
GAUCUACGCCCUUCCACAUGACCUGUCGCUACUUGAUAUUUUAUCGCUUUCUUAUUUCAGGUGUAAACUAUGCCUUUGCUCAACCAACAUGGCAGUCGAGCACAGAAGCAGAUGGUGUGUCAUCUCGCGCCGUUGAUGGCUGUAACUAUCGCCACGACCAAAACACGUGUAUGCAGACAAAGUUGCAGUAUGAACCUUGGUGGGCAGUUGAUCUCGGGCAGGAACUGUUUGUCACUGGAGUGCGGAUCACCAACCGGGCUGACUGUUGCUGGGGAAACCUCAGGAAUUUUGAAAUUCGUGUGGGAAUGAAUUCAACAGAAGGCGGUAAAGCCAAUCCUCGAUGCGGACCAAAGUAUACGCAAAAUGUUGGCGCUGGUCAGACGGUGUCCGUCAACUGUAUGCCGCCAUUACUGGGACAGAUUUUGACAGUUUCUAUUCCCGAUGCCAACGGAACUUUAAACUUCUGUGAAGUGGAAGUCUACGGAAAUUUGCUCAUACCUGGUCCGCCAUCUUCGAUUAUUACCGCUGACUUGACGUCAUCUUCGUUCACAAUAAUAUGGUCCCGCCCCUCCGGGAUCAUCUCUCAGCGCGGACUCCCCCUGAACUACACCGUAUGUGUCAAGAAAUAUGACAGCUUGGUUAGCAGCGAAAUCCCUAAAGAUACCACGUCGAUUGAUACCAACUUGACUAAUAAUUCUUCCACCAUCAUGGUCUAUUGUCGACUGGUUAAUGGUAGUCUUAUUAUGGUGAAUGAUAGUGUGGUCAAUGGUACUGAGAGUAUAUUCAACUGUAGAUCGCUUAAUGGAACCCUGGUGAAUAUGAAUGGUAGCUUGGUUAACCAUACAGAAUACAAGGAUACCUGUAGAAUGGUUAAUGGUAGCCUUAUUAUGGUGAAUGAUAGUGUGGGGAAUGGUACGGAGGGUAUAUUCAAUUGUAGAUCGUUUAAUGGAACCCUGGUUAUUAUGAAUGGUAGCUUGGUUAACCCUACAGAAUACAAGGUUACAUGUAGACUGGUUAAUGGUAGUCUUACUAUGGUGAAUGAUAGUGUGGUUAAUGGUACGGAGGGUAUGUUCAAUUGUAGAUCGUUUAAUGGAACCCUGGUUAUUAUGAAUGGUAACUUGGUUAACCAUACAGAAUACACGGUUAACUGUAGACUGGUUAAUGGUAGUCUUAUUUUAGUGAAUGAUAGUCUGGUUAAUGGUACGGAGGGUAUAUUCACCUGCAGAUCGGCUAAUGGAACCCUGGUUAGUAUAAAUGGGAGCUUAGUGAAUCAUUCAGAAUACAAAGUUACCUGUAGACUGGUUAAUGGUAGCCUGGUCAUGGUGAAUGAUAGUGUGGUCAAUGGAACAGAAGAUUUGUUCACCUGUAGACUUAAUAAUGGUACCCUGAAUAUUUUAAACAGUAGUUUGUUAAAUCACAUCGUUCGCAUUGUUAAGUGUAGUUUGGUAAACGGCACUCUGGCUGUUCUCAAUAGUAGCUUGGUUAAUGAUACCGACAUCGUGCUCGAUUGCAAAAUGGCUAAUGGUAGCCUAGUUUUGGUAAAUGAUAGCGUAAACGAUGCAGGAAUUCCUGAAGAUGGAGUAAUUUCGAGAACCUGCAGCAUGGUUAAUGGCAGUCUGGUCAUUGUAAGUGGCAACUUGGUUAAUGGUACCGAGGCAAAGGGGAUGGUGAAAUGUAGGUUUGUUAAUGGUAGCCUGGUGAUAGAAAAUAAUUGUGCCAUGGUGCAUAACAUUACAGGUAAUGGUGUCAUUAGAACCGUCAAGGCUGAUAAUAAUUGCACAGAUAUUGGUGAUGUUACUUUGUUUUCCAUCAACGGUCUGAGACCUCGCACAAAAUACACCAUCAGCAUCACAGCACAGUCGAAUACCAGGUUUGGUCCCGAAGCUGUGGCAAAUGUCACCACGAUGGAAAAAGGUGGACAAAUUAUUUAUGUCGAACUGAUCUCGCGUAUCCUGGAGGAUGUUUUGUUCAGUCAAGGCGCGAAAUCUUAUUCCAGUAUCGCAAUUCAAGGACAGCAGCGAACCUUUGAUGGACAUGGGAUGCAUUUCAUUGUGCUGGACCCCAAAACAGGUUCUCAAACGAUGCAGGGUUCAUUCAACACUCAUGACCAUUCUUCUGCAAGCACACAAAUGACAGGAUUCCUAUCAACCAUUCCCAAACCCUCGAUCAUUUUAAUGGUGGUUUAUUUCCAAGCUCACGACUAUUACACGGCUGCUCCUCUCUUAUCUCUCUGUCCGAACGCGCUUUCGAGUUACACCAGUCGACAAUCCUGGAGCAUGAUUUGUCUCAAUGGCUUUGGUACCUUGCCUUGGGUGACGUCACUCACGUCCAAUUUUGAAACGGGGCCAGCGGUGAUAAGGUCUCAUAUACUACUCCCUAAAGAGCUCAAAAAUGCCCCAAAUUUAACCAACGUUGUCGCCACAAGCGCUCGGUCAGUGGAACUCAACUGGACUGCUCCGGAAAACUUCACAGGCGUGAUCUCGUACUACCAGAUUUGCUACCAAAGGUCGAACGUGCCCGUUAGCGAGAGCUGUUCCAAGUUAUCUGCUGGCAGCGAUGACUCGCAGGCUGUUAUCAAUGGCUUGCUUCCAUAUCGACAGUACAUUGUGAGAAUACGGGGGGUUGUGCCUCUGGGAUAUGGACCUUACUCAGAUGCGCUGAUGGCGACGACGCACCAAGCAGAACCAUCAAGAGGUCCUGCUGAAAUAUUUCCGACGGUGAACACUUCUGCCAUCAUGAUAAACUGGACGCUGCCUUUAGAAGAACACAGGAAUGGCGUCAUUAAUCAGUUUAGUGUUUGCUAUAAACCAGGCGAGGAUAGUGGUCCCUGUGUUAAUGAAACGAUCGCUGUCAACAGGACUUUCUUUGUCGGCGGGCUCAGGCCGCAUUUCAUGAUAAGAUUUGAAAUCAGAGCUGCCACGAUCGUCGGCUUUGGCCCCCCGACCGUUCUUUCACAGAGGACUGCGCAAGCUGCUCCAGAUGGCCCACCCAACGACGCACAUGCGACGCACGUGGGAGCCACGAGCAUUUCGUUGUCAUGGUCGCCCCCUGAUCUGCUAUUGCGCAAUGGAUGGAUCAUCAGAUAUAUUAUCUGCGUCCGCGUGUACAACACCUCCUCCGACUUAUGCCAGCAACGCAUCGAACUUGGUAAAAAUACUUACGGGCAUACGGUGACUAACCUGAAACCUUACACGAAGUAUUUCCUGGAGAUAAUCGCUGGCACAAUAGCUGGCGAUGGACCUCACGCCUUCGUGGUUAACAGAACGUUGCAAACUGAACCAUCUGGUCCUCCGACAGAUAUCAAAAUCUCGAACUUCACGCACAGUCACAUGAACGUCACGUGGUCACCACCAGACCCUUCGGAAAGAAACGGCGUGAUUACUGCGUACUGGUUGUGCAUCAAAAACCAGUCCCACAGUUAUUGUCUGAAAGAAGACAUUUUACCAUUUACGCAGACAUCAUAUUUCUUUCCUGGCCUUAGGCCGUAUCGCAUUUACAGUAUUGAUAUUAAAGCGGCAACCAAGAUUGGUUUCGGUCCAAUAGGAAAGAGUUUUUCCAAAGAACAGCACCAUCAGUUUGCAUUUUAUAGCCUACCUCGCUCCCAGGUCUCGCGGUACAUUCGUGUAGGCCAUAUACCGAAACACUUUCUUAAGGUUAAUGAAGAAGUAUAA